AGCAAUCGUAAUCCUCGAUGAACAAGUCGAUUUGGAAACUUUUUCUUCUCUGCUUUUAAAACGACUUUCUCAUGCAAUCACUUAAAUGUUUAAAGCGCGCAAGCGUAGGCGGAAAGAGAAUUUAUUUCAUCGACUACUUUUUUUGCUGCAGACAGUCGUGAUUCAACUCGCAUAUAAGUUUCAUAUUAACGGUAGUAAUUCUGAUGAUAGAAGCAGUUCAAGAGUAAUUUUCCAGAGAAAAAAAAUUGCCAUCCCCCAAACGUUUUUAAAAAUAAAAAAAAAAUGCUGCGUGACAAAUAUUAUCAAGAUGAUAUUACAUUUAUCACGCAAUUAACGCGUAACGUUUUAAGCACACUUGGAGUCUGGCCGCCUUUGAACAGAAAAAGAACUAUCAUGGAAAGAAUUCACAAGUUUCUAUUAAUAUGUAUAACUUACGCUCUUCUUUAUUCCGUUCUGAUUCCCGGUUUUCUAUUUUGGUUCUUCGAAAAAAGAACACAUGUCAAAAUUCAAAUGAUUCCUCUACUUCUUUUCGGCUUUAUGACCGUAACUAAAUACGGUAAUUUAAUAUUCCGCGAAAGGCAAAUCAAACGCUGUUUAAAACACAUCGAAGAAGAUUGGAGAAAUGUUAUCAAUAUGAACGCACGAAAUAUGAUGAUUGAAUCCGCGAAAACCGCAAAACGCCUAGUUGCACUUUGCGGAGCCUUUAUGUAUAGCAGCGGACUUUCCUUCCGAUUAAUUUUACCAUUUGUAAAGGGAAAAAUAAUUAACGCACAAAAUAUCACUAUUAGACCUUUACCAUGUCCAGGAUAUUUUUUGUCCUUCAAUUCACAAGCCAGUCCUAGUUAUGAGAUUAUUUUCGCAAUACAGAUCUUAUCGGGUUUAGUUACCUUCUCAAUCACAACGGGUGUAUGUGGACUUGCUGCCAUAUUCGUGAUGCAUGCCUGCGGUCAGUUAAAAAUUUUGAUAGAGCUAAUGAGAUAUCUCGUUGAAAAUCAGCAAGAAAGAGAAGAUGCAAAUAAGAAACUAGCCGCAGUAGUGGAACAUCAAAUAAGAAUACGAUAGAAUGGGAAAAAAGUAAUACAAUAGCUAUGUGUUCU
Molecule: messenger RNA, 1097 nt
Organism: Camponotus floridanus (Florida carpenter ant)
Lineage: Eukaryota; Metazoa; Arthropoda; Insecta; Hymenoptera; Formicidae
Exons: 2
Coding region: 283-1062 (259 amino acids)
Biological process (GO): detection of chemical stimulus involved in sensory perception of smell; sensory perception of smell
Cellular component (GO): plasma membrane
Molecular function (GO): olfactory receptor activity; odorant binding
Source: RefSeq, a predicted model, not a curated record